AUGUCUUCAAAUGAACUAGUUUUUGUCACAGGUAAUAAAAAGAAACUCGAAGAAGUUCAAGCUAUUCUAGGCCCGAGUAUUAAUCUAGUAAAUUAUAAACUUGACUUAACGGAAAUUCAAGGAACAGCGCAAGAAAUCUCAGCUGACAAGUGUCGUAGAGCUUCAGUUGAAUUGAAUGGACCUGUAAUAACAGAAGAUACGUGCCUUUGUUUCAAUGCAUUGGAAGGUUUACCUGGUCCAUACAUAAAAUGGUUCUUGGAUAAAUUGGGACACGAUGGAUUAUAUAAAAUACUGGCAGGAUUUGAAGAUAAAUCUGCAUAUGCAAUAUGUACAUUUGCUUAUUCUUCAGGACCCGAUGCUGAACCUAUAUUAUUCGAGGGUCGUACUGACGGUAAAAUUGUACCAGCGCGUGGACCUAAAAAUUUCGGAUGGGAUCCCAUUUUUCAACCUGACGGAUUUGAUCAAACGUAUGAUGAAAUGCCAAAGAGUGUCAAAAAUACAAUAUCUCAUAGGUAUAAAGCGUUAAAAAAAUUAAAAGAAUUUCUUGCUUCUCAAAAUACUUGA
Rhizophagus irregularis DAOM 181602=DAOM 197198 is the source of this 564-nucleotide messenger RNA. RefSeq lists its product as uncharacterized. Gene Ontology annotation, biological process: nucleoside triphosphate catabolic process. The record is from RefSeq and is a predicted model, not a curated record. Lineage: Eukaryota; Fungi; Glomeromycota; Glomeromycetes; Glomerales; Glomeraceae. Gene Ontology annotation, cellular component: cytoplasm. Gene Ontology annotation, molecular function: nucleoside triphosphate diphosphatase activity.